GGGUUGAACCAAAUUAAUUCCGCGCGAAAUGCAUGUUGUUGUUUAGUGGGUGGUGAAAACUUUGUCAUGUGGACAAAUGAUGAAGACUUUUUGAAAUUGUGAUAUUCUGUUGUUUCGAUACAAUAAAAUAAAAAUGAAACUUUUAAAAUGAUAUAAAAUAUAUCCGUAGAUUUUAUUUGAAAGUGUUCUCUUAAUUCCCAUUGGUAAUGAAGAUAAUAGUUGGUGCUGAAUACAAUCAGAGAUGGAUAGAUGAUUUUAUUCAAUAUCAUUUUUUUGAUAAUAAAGAAAUAUGAUGAGAAAGGCAUUAAAGUUAUAAGCAAGAUGCAGAAAUGUCUUCACCCAAUAAUAUCACUUGUUGUUGUUUUGGCUAGCUGUUUUGCUGAUAAGAUAGAGGUAAUCGAAGAGACAGGAUGCGCCGAUUCGGAAUUCCGGCUGACGUGUGCCCGUUUGACGUCCCUGAUAGCAAUUUUAGAAGCAGGUUUAUACACACCAGAUUCGCAGGUGUAUGGAAACGGAAACCGGAACCAAACCAGGAAUAGAACUACUCAAUUUGGAAGCACCAACUGUCGGCGAAUGUACAAGGCACAUUUGCAAAGGGAUCUUUUCGAGUGGAUCCAUAUCAAUAAUAACAAAGUGCCGGUAAAGGGGGUUCAAAAUCUACGAGGUCCUCUAAAUAAUAGGUAA
Messenger RNA from Ctenocephalides felis (cat flea), 684 nucleotides. RefSeq lists its product as uncharacterized. The transcript has 3 exons. NCBI's taxonomy places the organism in Eukaryota, Metazoa, Arthropoda, Insecta, Siphonaptera, Pulicidae. The record is from RefSeq and is a predicted model, not a curated record. Bases 250 to 684 code for a protein of 144 amino acids.